This is a messenger RNA of Musca vetustissima, 1296 nucleotides long. RefSeq lists its product as uncharacterized. NCBI's taxonomy places the organism in Eukaryota, Metazoa, Arthropoda, Insecta, Diptera, Muscidae. The record is from RefSeq and is a predicted model, not a curated record. The transcript is spliced from 4 exons. The annotation marks the transcript as partial.
UUAAGGAUACUAAAGGAAUUUCGAAGUUGCGAAAAUUUAUUGCGCCCUAGCAUUUAGUCUUAGUUAAGGCUUCCAACAUAGUAAAGUUAUGAUUACGGGUUCGGAAGGCCGACAAAAUCAUACACUGCUGGAUUUAAAGAAACAACAAUGGGCCAAAGAAAAAGAGGAAAUUGCCAAACUGGAUGAAAUGUUUUCUUCCGUCCAUUCAUCAUCAUCCACCCAUCAUCAUCAGAAAAUCGAACAACGCACUUCCAUACGCACAUUUUAUUCGAAUUUGGAUCUAAGCCAAACCACACGAAAAAAUUCCCGACAACAUUUAUAUCAACAAGAACAACAGCAGCAGCAACAACAACAUCACCAUAAUCAGCAACACAAUCCCCCAUUUUCACCAAAUUCCGAUUUACUAUCACCACCCGAACCUCUGGAUACCGAAAAUAUGCAUGCAUUGGUUCCCCGCAGCCAAGCAUUGAAGCCAAAGGCCAGAGGUCAUCAUGUAGUGGACUAUAUGAAUAACUACAUCGGCGAUGACGGCGACGAUAUAGGUAAUGAAGCCGAUUUCGAGGAUAUAGGUGAGGCCUAUAUACCCUUACGAAGAGGUAGCCAAUAUCAACAUGCCAAUGGACGUCCAGUCCUACUCAAUCAACGCCAUAACAGCACCAGUGAAAUGAGUCAGAUGCCGGGUCAACGUAAGUACGCAUAUGUUGAACUCAUGCCCAAUACCCUACAAACUGCCAAGGGGCGAAUGCAACGUAUACGCAGUCCCAGCCUGCCCGUAAUACGUCAUCGUGAUUAUGUGGUCUAUCAUCAACAGCAGGGCAAUAAACCUGCUGGUAAGCCAACAAAUGCCACCACACAACUUGUGAGUGUUGAUGGAGGUGUGGUUGGGGGAGGUAGUAACCAACAACAUCGACUAAACAAAUCCACCAAACAACCGCCACCGCACCAACAACAAUUUCCCCAGCAACAUCAUCAACAAUUUCCCGUUGCACCCCCACCCCUGGGUUGCCAAGAGGAAGACACCUCCGGCUAUUUAAGUGAUUCGCCGAAAAAUAUUCACACACCCAAUAUAUGGUUCAAUGACGGAGCCAGUCAGGUUGAAAGUGUUACCAGUGCCGCUGAAAGUAGUAGCCUCAUGCAAGGACACACAGCGAAUUCAGAUGUGGAGUAUGUGACGACACGCAGGGGCUCCCAACAACAACAGCAGCAACAACAACAUUUGGUGGAAUAUGACGAGGAUGGUUUGGUGGGUGUAGAUCCGGGGAAUAACUCACAAGGCAGCAAGCCAUAUCAGGGAGG